AUGAGUACCUAUUCUUCCCCAACCUCACCAUCUGAGCUUCCUUCCCUGGCAUCAUCUCCGGAACCAGGGAGUCAAGACACCGCUGGAUACCAACUCCAAAAUUAUUAUAUUAGGAAAAUUCAAAAACUAACUGAAGAAAACCAGCUUCUCAGCAAUGAAUUGACCUCCAGCAACCAGAGUCUCCACGUGUCUCGUGAAAUAGGGAGAGUGCUGAUUCAAGCCAACAAUGAUGUGUACAAACAGUAUGAAGAACAGAAGAAGAGGGCUGAUCAACUGGAGAAACAAUUGAAUGCAUUGAAAAAGUAUCAUAUUCUUCGAAAAAUCGAGACGGAGUCGGAGAAAGAAAUGGAACGGAACAGUAAACGGAAGCAAUCGAGAAGAAAGAGAGGAAGAAGAACUGGCAAAAAAGAAACAAAAGGAGCCAAGAAAUAUUAA
This is a messenger RNA of Caenorhabditis remanei, 435 nucleotides long. RefSeq lists its product as uncharacterized. Lineage: Eukaryota; Metazoa; Nematoda; Chromadorea; Rhabditida; Rhabditidae. Bases 1 to 435 code for a protein of 144 amino acids. The record is from RefSeq and is a predicted model, not a curated record. The transcript is spliced from 4 exons.